ACAAUAUCCAAGCAAGUCGAAAUGGCAGCUGCUCGGAGAGCUGCUGCGGCGGCUCUUGCGGUGGCACCACCACCGACGCCUAAAGCGACGGACCUGGUCCUGGCGCUAUCCCGAACGACCUUUGCCUCGCACACGGAUCUCUUUCGGGCGGAAAUAUUCACCGUUGGCGGCGAGCUCCCGAUUCGAAUUUGGAUGGAGUCGCGGCGGUCCAAAGGCCAAUGGGAGUGCACUGUGACAAACUUUGACGACCACCGACCAGCCGGGGCAGCGUAUUCCCUGCCACCGACCACCAUUCUCACGGCGUUGAUGAGUGUACUGACAUGCACCUCCAAGCGAAGCAACGAGACGUGUUCCGAGAGCUGCGAGCAUUACGACAUUGACUUGCAUCCGUUGCCGCAGCGCGGGCUGUCGCUGGCGUUGUCCAUGAAGGCCUUUGUAGGAAUGAGGGCCGACUACACGUUCCAGUUGGCGCCUUGUGCCGUGGAAGCUCUGGACGUCGUGCAUGCCAAGGUUCGGGACCUCGAGGAAGAAGUCGCCGAGCUGCGCGCAGAGAACCGCCGGCUGCGGUCGGCCAAACGUCAGAAGGCGGCUCGAACGCCACUCGACCGCCUCGAGGUGUCAUCGGGGCACGACACGGACGCGUUCGACCACGUCGCAUGGACGGUGCCGACGCUGUCGCAGCCGUCGCUCGUGUCGAUCAACAGCGACCACGACGUGCUGACCAUCCGUCGAGAGGGCUUGUUCCACCUCCACGUGUCUGGCAGCUGCACGACCAGCAGCGGACUGCUGGUGCUGUACCACAACGACAACAAGGUGGCCGUGGCAGCCGCCAUCAAGCAAGACGACGGCGCGAGCACCAAGUACCAGCUCCAGCUGUCGGUCAUGCUGCAGCUGGCCGUGGACGCCACCGUCGAGGUGUGCUACCUAUCGAAAACCCCCUGCGGCCACUCGCAGUGUCCCCCCGCCGGCAGCUGCGCCAGGUCCAAACUGAAUAAACGAGCGACGCUGGUGGUGCAUGUGAUCAACUUGCUUCCACCGUCCGACCAAGCCGCGCCAGAGUCCCCCCCCGUGGAGGACGACGACGACACGGACGUGGACAUCGUGGAUGUCAAAAGAGAGCGAUAAGCGCACAAACGGGCUGGGGUUGUGUUGUCGAAGUACAGUAAUACAUUGCACAGCCGUGCCAUCUCGACUACUGAUGUCCUUUGGCAAUAUGAAAUUCCGCCGUUUACUGUUACUGUACCACGUAGACAUAUCUACAGCUGUACUACUGUGGAUAGCUUGAUAAAUAUCUAUCAAAGGUCGUGUAACCUUUCAAUGUAAC
Molecule: messenger RNA, 1324 nt
Organism: Aphanomyces astaci
Lineage: Eukaryota; Oomycota; Saprolegniomycetes; Saprolegniales; Verrucalvaceae
Exons: 3
Coding region: 22-1125 (367 amino acids)
Source: RefSeq, a predicted model, not a curated record